AUGACCUUACCCAGACACCUGGGAUCGAGGACGCAAGCGGAAGACAAAGGUUAUAGUCUGCCAGACACGAUAGAUGAUUCGUUCCGUAACACGUUGGGCCUCCAUGGUGAGAUGCAGCCGCCCAGUUGCACGGCCAACAAAGGCCCUGCAUUUCCAUACGCUAUUGAUGGCGAUACCCUCUUUCAUGCAGGCCUGUCUUCGAUGAAGCCUGGCAGUCUGCCUGUCCGCCGCUGGACAGACGACAACCUUUCAUCUUUUCAUCCGGGCCCAGCCCUGACCCCAGAGUCACUGAUGCAUCAACAGCAACACCAACUCCAGCAGCAUGACCAUGCCUUUGAUGAUCACGCGAGCGAACUGCUAUUAACAGCAGCAGUAGUGGCAGCGGCAGCGGGGCCAGAAGGAGGAGGAGGUAGUAGUGGUGGAGGAGAAGGAGGAGGACAAGACCUGUUCAAUGUCGAUUCCGGUAUGCUGUUUCAGGAUCCAAAGGGACAGCUUGUUGAGCGUCCGUCCUCGCGGCCCACUGUCGGCAACUGGAUGAACCAACAGAUGUACAAGUAUAGCCAUAACCAGCAGCCGUCUGCAACAAGAAGACAAUCACGCCAGCAUAAAUCAAAUGGACAGCCUGCCACGUUGACAGCAAUAAACGGAGAUCUCCUGUUCUCAGACCAUCCCGCUCUCUCAUCCCCUCCUCCUUCAUCGUCUUCAUCAUCGCCCUCUCCCGCAACACAAUACAACUGGUUUCAGCAGCGUUUAGAGAGCUUUGGCCUUCAGCAGAUCGUCCAGUCUCCGGAGUGUCUUGACUCGACUACUACACCUAUGUCCCAUUCGCAGACUCCUCUGGAUAGACGCGAGAGCCUGUCACAUCUAUCUACCGUCAGUGGAGGAUCAAGCCAUUCACCUCUCAAUAGCAGCACACCAAUGUCAACACCACGGUACGGUCCAAGUAUCAUGAGCCACCCAAUACAUAGCUCGCCGGUACCGGUUACAAAUAAUAUCUCAGAGGCUUCCCCUUGUCAGAAACAACACCAACAGUAUCAAGACCCAUCAACCGUUGCGUCGGUAGCAAGCCACACAUCGCCGCCUCCUCCACAUCAGAUACUCCCUUCUCAGCCUUGUGACGGCUCAUCGGCCAGUUCAUGGCAUCCAGAGAGCAUGGGUGUCUCUGUCUUUCACUGUUCUCAGCCCAAUCUCCAAUCUCAUGAGCCUGAGCAAUGGUGGACAACAACCUCGAACAGGAACUUACAGCCACCCUUCCCUCAUGCAGGUUACUCCUCAGAAAUGACAUCUACAUCCCUGCCAUUCCGCCAUCAACACCAACACCAACGAUUCACUCAUAUACCAGAUUCAAUCCAAACCUCAGGCCUCAUGAUAGGCAUGGAUACCUCCUCAUCUGAAAUCAGCUCCUCCAUCCAGCAGGGCCCCGUUCCCAUGUCUGUGUCUCAACUAUCUGGAGCCGAGGUAGCAAUUCCACUAGCCUACUCUCUCCCUUACGUCCCACAGCAUCAUCAACGCUCCCAUCAACAUCCUCCUCCUAUCCAAACAGCCCAUAAUACACCAGUUUCGCUUUCCCGCUCGGCACCAACGAUAUCUGCAGCUCCUCGCUCAGCCCCGGUAAUAUGUAGAAGAAUGGCACACGGUUCUACUCCCCAACAAUCGCCUAAAUCAAGAUACCAUCUCCCACCACAGCAGAGACGUGCUCAACACGCCCGCAAAGCAGCCAGUUUCUCCGGCCAACUAAGUAAAUGCACUAAAUCAACCUCAUCCAAUGGCCCUACACAUAACGGUGUCGGUAACAGCAGCAACAGCACCAAUACCAAUAACAACAAUAAUAAUACCCACGGCUACAACACUGUCGUCAACAGAGCCGUCAAGAGCGUCUCGUUUGUCAAUUUCACUCCCGAAGAUAGUCACAAACUGCUCACUGGCGUUGCACCAAGCGGAAGUUCCAAGACCAAAGCUAGACGCGAGCAAGAAGCCCGUGACAAGAGACGAAAGCUCUCUGAAGCUGCUCUACUAGCUGUUCGUCGAGCAGGAGGCGAUGUCGAAGCCCUAGAGGCCGUUUUAUGUUAA
This is a messenger RNA of Nannizzia gypsea CBS 118893, 2070 nucleotides long. RefSeq lists its product as hypothetical. The transcript has 2 exons. The coding region runs from base 1 to 2070 and encodes 689 amino acids. The record is from RefSeq and is a predicted model, not a curated record. Lineage: Eukaryota; Fungi; Ascomycota; Eurotiomycetes; Onygenales; Arthrodermataceae.